AUGACGGAAGCGUCGCUGCAGGAUCGCUUACGCGAUCAUGCAAAGGCAUUUGACGGGCUUUUGAGCCUUAUCCCCGCUAAACAGUACUACGGAGAAGACAUCAGCGACCAAUGGAAAAAAAAGAAGCAAACGAAGAAAGAGGCGGCUGCUGCCCGCCGAGGAAAACUUGAUCCCGAUAGCGACCGGAACAAAAACGCAAAGGAAGUCAUGGACGAGCGUGCCCGGAACAAGCGCAAGCAGCGCCAAGAUGAGGAGGAGGAAGGGGAGGGGCAGGACGACGAGGAAGACAACUCCUUCGUUGCUAUGGACGGAGUUGAGGCUGAACAGCCUGGCCAAGGCCUAAAAAAGGCUACCGAAAAGCCCAACAAGAAACAAAAGGUCGAGGUCGAGCCCGAGCAGGACGAUGAAGAGUCCGGUGUUGAAGUCGAUGACGAAGUAUCAGAGGAGGCUCCAGCAACCGAGGGGACAAAGUUGUCCAAGAAGGAAAAAAAGAGGGCCGAGAAGCGCGAGCGCAAAGCCGAAAAGAAAGCCACCAAACCCCAAAGAGAUGCCGACGAACAACACACACCAAGCGCGAAGCCCUCCAAGGAUCAAGAAGACAGCGUGACUCCCAAGUCAAAGAAGCAAAAGGCCAAGAAGGAAGCCAAAGCUGCCGCCAAAGCCGCCGAAGAAGUCGAUGUAGAGGAAGACGCGGCCAUGACAGAUGCUAAAGAAUCCUCCGGCUUUGCCGCACACCUCGACGUCGCCGGCCUCGACGCCAAGGACGACUCCGAGGCCAUCUCCGAACCUCACUCUCCCACUUUUGACGCCGCCGAGCCGGCCAGCACCACCACCUCGGUGUCCUCAACCAUCCCGCCCUCCGAGAAGCCCAAGCACAUCGUCAUGCCUAAGGAUACGUCGGCGCUCAGGGAGCGCCUGGCGGCCAAGAUCGAAGCCCUGCGCGCGGCACGCAAGGCCGACGGCCCCGACGGCAAACCGAUCCGCACACGCCAGGAGCUCAUCGAGGCGCGGCGCUCCAAGCAGGUGCAGCGCAAAGAGCACAAAAAGGAGCUGCGACGCAUUUCCAAGCUCGAAGAGGAGCGCAAGCGCGAGGAGACGCUCGCCUCCAACUCGCCGGGCCUUAUGAGCCCGGCAGCGGUCGACGAGGGCAACUUCUCCUUUGGCCGGGUGGCAUUUGCUGACGGCUCGCAAAUGUCGCACGACCUGAGCUACGUGCUGGCGCAAAGCAAGCGCAAGGGCCCGUCGGACGCCAAAACGGCGCUGCUGCGGGUGCAGAACCAGAAGAAGCGGCUCGAGGGGAUGGACGCGCCGACACGCAACGACAUUGCGGACAAGGAGGCGUGGCUGGCGGCGCGGCGGCGCGUCGAGGGCGACAAAAUUCGCGACGACGAGGCGACGCUCAAGAAGACGAUUAAGCGCAAGGAGGCCGGCAAGAAGAAGAGCGAAAAGGCGUGGGGGGACCGCCUCAAGGGCGUGUCGCAGGCACAAAAGGAGCGCGUCCGCAAGCGCGAGGAUAACCUGCGCAAGCGCCGUGACGACAAGCUCACAGGCAAGGGCGGCAAGAAGAAGAAGGGCGCUGCGGCCGGUGGUGGUGCGAAGAAGAAGGGUGGGAGGCCCGGGUUUGAAGGCAGCUUUGGGGUGGGUGGACGCAAAAAGUAA
This is a messenger RNA of Cordyceps militaris CM01, 1659 nucleotides long. RefSeq names its product 60S ribosome biogenesis protein Rrp14, putative. The transcript has 3 exons. Bases 1 to 1659 code for a protein of 552 amino acids. The record is from RefSeq and is a predicted model, not a curated record. Gene Ontology annotation, biological process: ribosomal small subunit biogenesis; ribosomal large subunit biogenesis. Lineage: Eukaryota; Fungi; Ascomycota; Sordariomycetes; Hypocreales; Cordycipitaceae. Gene Ontology annotation, cellular component: nucleolus. Gene Ontology annotation, molecular function: DNA binding; RNA binding.